UCACCCUCCCUCCCUCCCGCCCCUACACACCCUUAACCCAUCGCAACCCCUUCCGCAGCUGGGAGAAAAGCCGACGACGGUCUGUUUUUCGAUAGAGAAACGGGGUACGAAAACGCAUCAUGAACGAACUCGAUAGUCUUCGCCAGGAGGCGGAGACGCUCAAGAAUGCGAUCAGGGAUGCUAGGAAGGCGGCAUGCGACACAAGUCUUUCCCAGGCGACGUCGGGCAUGGAACCAAUUGGGCGGAUACAGAUGCGAACGAGACGCACACUUCGUGGUCACUUGGCAAAGAUUUACGCUAUGCACUGGGGCAGCGACUCCAGUAGGAACCUAGUAUCUGCGUCCCAGGAUGGCAAACUGAUCGUCUGGGACAGCUACACGACCAACAAGGUCCACGCCAUACCGCUCCGCUCUUCGUGGGUAAUGACAUGCGCCUACGCACCGUCGGGCAGUUACGUCGCUUGCGGUGGCCUCGACAAUAUAUGCUCCAUUUAUAGUCUCAAAACAAGGGAAGGCAACGUCCGGGUAAGCAGAGAGCUGCCCGGUCACACUGGAUAUUUGUCGUGCUGCCGGUUCCUCGACGACAAUCAAAUCGUCACUAGCUCAGGCGAUAUGUCAUGCGCGUUGUGGGAUAUUGAGACUGGUCAACAGUGCACAUCGUUCAUCGGUCACACAGGUGACGUUAUGUCGCUGUCGCUUGCGCCGGACAUGCGCACAUUUGUAUCGGGUGCUUGCGACGCGAGCGCCAAGCUAUGGGACAUUCGCGAGGGUUCUUGCAAGCAGACUUUCCCGGGUCACGAGAGUGACAUUAACGCCGUUACGUUCUUCCCUAACGGCUACGCGUUCGCAACUGGUUCGGACGACGCUACGUGCAGACUGUUCGACAUAAGGGCGGACCAAGAACUUGCUAUGUACAGCCACGAUAAUAUUAUCUGCGGCAUAACUAGUGUGGCUUUUAGCAAGUCGGGCAGGCUCCUUCUAGCCGGUUACGAUGACUUCAAUUGCAACGUCUGGGACUCGAUGAAGAGCGAACGCGCCGGAAUCCUGGCUGGACACGACAACCGUGUAUCCUGUCUUGGCGUAACGGAGGACGGUAUGGCGGUGGCGACGGGCUCAUGGGACUCUUUCCUUCGCAUAUGGAACUAACUUGAGGCUUCUUUCAAGCCGAAGACGUUGAUUCAAAGAACCAAACGCACCAGCCAAUCCGCAUACAGCAUCAGUAUCAAGUACCACCACUUGACCAACGGCGAUCAGUACGGCUACGAUCUUUCUCAAGAUCAAGAUAGUCGGUAUCAGGAUCGCGAUGACGAUCGGGACAAGUUCGCGGUAUCAGCUACUAAUACUAAUAAUACUAUUACCGCUGUUACUACUACUACUACUACUACUACUGCUACUAUUACUACUACUACUACUACUAUUACUAUUACCACUACUGCUAUUACUACUACUACUACCACUACUCCUACCACGACGACGCAUAAUGAUGAUAAUAAUGAAAAAAAAUUUAAAGACGAUACAAAAAAAUUGGUACAUUAUCAGCUAGAUAUGAAUGAAACUUCUACUACUACUUCUACUACUACUAAUACUAAUACUAAUACUAAUACUAAUACUUAUACUUCCACUGCUAACUCUAUAUUCCACAAUAAACCGGAGUUGAAGUUGAUCAGGAACUUGGGACAUCGUCAAAGUAUUAAAUGUAAUAGUAAGAACGAUAAUUUUGGUUGUGGUGGUAAAGAUAAUUGUAUUGUGCGGAAACGACAUGAACAACAAGAACAUCAACAACAUCAAGAACAAGAAGAACAAGAAAUACGAGAACAACCUAGUAGCCUAGUCGUCGAUUUUAAAUUGCGUAGAUAUAUUAACAACGCCAGAGUUAUUACAAAUGACGCCAAGGUAAACCACGAGUACCAACGUUUCUAGUUUAUAUUAUAUAGUUUAAAAAUAUGGGGAAAGAGGAGUUGAAAAAUGAACAAAAGCUGCCGACCCCCUUUUCUUACUUUCCCAUAUGGAACUUGAAGAAGACCAUAGGAGAAUUGAUAUAGUAGACAGGUCUGAAAAUUGACUUGACGUUGAAAAGAAAAGAAGAGGAAAUUCCCUUUCCCAGUCUCUUUGUGUAAUGGAAAAAGUAAUCUCGAGAAACCAAGUGAAAAGAAUGAAUAAAUUAAAUGAAACACACGGUAUCCUCCCUCGCAUAAAUCCGCCAUGCACCUUGUCCCAACAUUAAAAGCAACACAUGAUAUGAAAAUUUAUAAUUAUUAAUUAUUAUAUAUACGUACGUAUCGAUAAAACGACGAUUUGUCUCUCAUUGUCGAUGUUAAUCAUUUGUCACAGAAGUCGUCCCACAUCCUCUGCCCUUUUUCCUCUGUUCCCGUUCCUCCGAAGGGUUGGAAAUCAUUCAAGCAUACGCAAGCGUGAAAGAAUAAGAGGAAAAAAAAAUUCCAACUUUAUAUCUUGAAAAUCACGGUGUUGUGGGUCGAUAAUUCGAUAAUAUACGCCAGAGAAGAGAAAAAGAAAAUACUUGAACGUCACAAAUAAAAUUAAGUAUAGAGGAGGAAGUAAAAGAAGGAAAAACGAUGGGGAAUAACGGUUUAAAGAGGAAAAAUAAACGGAUGGUAGAACGAAGAUAAUAUUUAGACCAAUUGCUGCCGCGAAUUAUGCGAUAAUUUUUCCUUGUGUCAAUUCGUUUGGUGUAUUUUUUUUUUUUUUUUUUUUUUUUUUUAACUCUUUUCUUAUUCAGUGAGAAGCAAGAUAGAGGGAGAGAGAAAAAGGAAGAGAAGUUGAUUAGGAAAUUGUUAGGCUCGGGAAAUCACGGGAAUCAGGAAAUUUCUAACAUGCAGAAUUAUUAUACGGGAAUCGCGUGAUAUUUUAGAAUUUGAAAUUUGUUUUAUAUUGACUGUGAGAAGAUCUCUACAUUUUUUUUCUCCACUCUCGCGUGCAUCGUACGCAGAGAAUGCUGAGAAAUAGAAAUGAGAAAAAUUGCGAUAUGUGGGACGGAGAAAAAUUGAUGGAUGAUUAUCAAAGACAAAGGCGAUGAUGAGAGUGAGGAGAAAAACGUGUAAGAUGCGAAAUUGUUGCUAAUAUCCAAAAAUAACAAGAAUAUGUUUAAGAAAAAAGAGUGAACGUUGAGCCCUGGAAAGGUAUCUGAUAUGUACGAGUUAUUCUUUAUAUCUGCACAUGUAUUUAACUUACACGCGGUAAAUUUUUACGGACGCACAAAUUACGGGCACACUGGCGCACACGUUUCAAUGAAAACGCUAAUGUGAAAGAAGAAGACAAUGAUGAUUGAGAAUAAGAAAAACUAAUAAAUGGAAAGGAUAGAAAGAAAACACAAUUAUUUAUAAGAUAAUUAAAUCAAACACACACUUAUACAUGAAACAAAAAGCGGAGAAAAACAACAAAAACAACUACAAAUAGUAAAGUAAUAAAUGAAAAAAAACCGCGGCACAAAAUGAAUAGCUCAAUGGCGUUUGUGGUACAAGAAGAUAUAAAACAAAAGG
Messenger RNA from Diprion similis, 3496 nucleotides. RefSeq names its product guanine nucleotide-binding protein G(I)/G(S)/G(T) subunit beta-1 (gene Gbeta13F). NCBI's taxonomy places the organism in Eukaryota, Metazoa, Arthropoda, Insecta, Hymenoptera, Diprionidae. The coding region runs from base 120 to 1145 and encodes 341 amino acids. Gene Ontology annotation, molecular function: protein binding; signaling receptor complex adaptor activity. Gene Ontology annotation, biological process: G protein-coupled receptor signaling pathway. Gene Ontology annotation, cellular component: heterotrimeric G-protein complex; cytoplasm. The transcript is spliced from 6 exons. The record is from RefSeq and is a predicted model, not a curated record.